AUGGCCGACCUAACGAAAAUGGAUCUGUAUCAACUAUUCGACCUUCCUGAAACAUGUACAGAUCAGGAAUUAACCACAGCAUUUCGAAAGAAAGCUUUGAAAUGUCAUCCAGAUAAAUUUCCUGACGACGAUGAGAAAAAAGAACAAUUUUUGUUGAUCAAAAGAGCAUUGGAAUUAUUAACUGAUAAGCAAGCACGGUUGGCCUACGAUGCAUCGCGACGACAGCAAAAGGUUCAGCAAGAACGUUUGUCCAGCAUGGAUGCAAAACGGAAAAAGUUCAAAGAAGAUCUCGACCGAAGAGAGCAAUCCGUGACUCAACCAGCCAAAUCAACUAACGACAAAUUCACUACUGAUCGAUUACAUGCAGAAGUUGAACGCUUGAGACGCGAAGGAAAUCGUUUAGUCGAUGAAGAACUCGAAAAUCUUCAUAAAAUCAUCGAGAAGGAAAAAACUUGCGCUCAUCAUCGAAAUUUGAUCAUCAAAUAUUCUCCUACGACGGUAUUCUACACUGACGGCGAGUUGCGAGACAUUUUUGGAAAAUAUGGUCACAUUACAACUAUUGUUAAUCUACCUCCCAAACGUGCAUUGAUUGAAUUCAAUGAAAGUCACAUUUCGAAACUGAUUGAAAGUGAAAAAGGUUUUCCUGAGCGACCGUUCGCCUCGGUUAAACUCCAGAAACGAGGAGACACAUCGUCAGCAACAACGACCGAACCAGCUAGUGUUGUUGAUUUAACGAAACCUGAUUUAGAAGACUACGAAGCCAUGGUCUUCAGAAAAAUGGCACAACAUGCAGCAAACGAACUUUCAACAUUUACCGUACAGUCUCUUUGUUUCGUUAUUGAAAGAAUGGCCGAGUCAACAUCACCGACGUUAAUUCGUUCAUCUCACAAACUUCUUGAAUAUACAUCAUGUAUUGACACAGCUAUGUCAUUAGCAACGCCAAUAUCAACAUGUGGAGACGUAAAUGCUCAUUCAAGUUUUGAUUCCAUCAGUCAAGCACGUGAUUGUGAUGCGUUGGCCAAUCGACACGGAAACAAUCAUCGAAUACUCGAACGUGAUCUUCGACGAAUAGACAUUGAUACCAAUAAACGUGUCAUGAACAUACAAACCAAAAAAUUGGAUCGCACCGAAUCGAUUUCAUUACCAGCAACACCUACCGAACACCUAUCUUCGAAAUUUCAUCAUUCAAUAUUAUUAGGCCAACCGGCGACGACUCAUUCGGACGACGAUGAUGAUGAUGAUGACGAUGAUGAUGAUGACGAUGACGACGAUGACGACGAUCGAGAUGACGAUGAACAACAAUAUCAUCGUACAUCAUCGACUGAUUAUAUGACUGCUGUGACUGAUCCAAUACUAGAUGAAUCGCAACCGGAUUCGAAAAGUAUGCCAUCGUCUCCGCCAACUGCUUCUGCAUUGUCGGAAGCUAACAUUCCAAUCUCCUAUGGUACCGACUGGACAGAUCGAGCGUAUCCGACCGCACAUUGUUGGUUUCCAUUUACUCCUACUGAUCCGACCUCAUCGCCACCAUGUUCAUUUUUCUCGUGUAAAAAUCCCAGGCCACCAAUUCUUCUCGCACUUGUUCAAUGCGAAUCGUGUUUUCUCAUUGUACAUACACAUCAUCUAUCAAAUCUCUCAGCAGUUAGAAGUAGUUCAAUGCCCGCAUGUCGUCCAUCAUUUCACGAUGAAGAUGAACAGAACCGACCAGAUCGUCAUUUCUGGUCGCCUAUAACUGCACUUUCUAAACCUUGCGCCUUUUGCAAACGUAAAUCAAUGUCGAAUCCGAUCUUCAGUGGGGCUAAUCGACCAUCGACAAUGCCUACAUUAGACAUUAUGACUAAAGGUGUAAGCUAUUCGAAAAGUCCAAUACCUGAUAGUCCGAAACCGUCAACAGCAGCAGGCGGUCUACAAUGUCUGUGGUGCACACGUGGUUAUCAUCGACGAUGUUGGGAACAAGUAUUCACUCAUGAAGAUCGAAAUAGAUGUGAUUAUGGCGUAUUCAGACACAUCAUUGUUCGACCACAGUGGAUUCGCCGUUUACCAGGCAGUACUCCACUUUUUCGCGCACAAUAUCCAACAGAUAAUGAUCAUGAAACGAUCUACACACCUCUACUGCUUUUCAUCAAUAAACGUUCCGGUGGACAGAGCGGAGAAAAAAUCUAUCGUAAACUGUUACGUCUGCUCAAUCCCCGCCAAGUAUUUCUACUGGAAAACGAUCAGACUAUUGUUAAUGCCAUAAAUAUCUAUUCGUCUCUACCAAAUAUACGUAUUUGCGUAUUUGGUGGCGAUGGAACAGUCGGCUGGGUGUUAAGUCGUUUGGCAGAAAUAUACCCGCCGUUGAAUAAUCCACCGGUAUGUAUUUGCCCGUUAGGAACAGGUAAUGAUCUAUCACGUGUCUUAUCCUGGGGUGAACAAUACGAUCCAAAACGUUUAUUAUCAACUUUAAUUCAAAUCCCACGUGCCAAAUCCAUUGCUCUAGACCGUUGGCAAGUGACGCUCGAGCCGAUCGAAUCAAGUAAUUCUAACAUAACUACAGCUCAGAAUUCGACUACGCGUACAUUCUUAUCAUUCAUUUCACACCCAAAAUUUAUUCGUGAUACCACACGUGCCUCCUAUCAAAAUCACCGCACAUUACCAAAUAGUCGGUUUAUCAAUUAUAUGAGUUUUGGUUUAGACGCUGCUAUCGCUUUAGAAUUCCAUCAUCGACGCACACGUAAUCCACGAAAAUUUUCUUCGCCAUUGAAAAACAAAUUGAUGUAUCUAAAUGAAAGUUGUAAAUAUCUAAACGAUUUUGCACGAUCGAAAUUAUGGAAUCUAAGUUCCUACAUGCGUUUGAAAUGUGAUGGCGAAGAUCUGACGGACUUCAUUAAAAACUGCCAUACAUUACUCGUGUUAAAUAUACCCGGUUAUGCUUCGGGAACAAAUCCAUGGGGCAAAUCAUCGAACAAUUCCUGUUCAUCACCUCCGACUAUGAUACAAAAGGAUUCGGACUCAUUCGAACAAAUUUCCACUAGUUCAGUCGAGCUGGCUGACAUCCCACCAAAUGCACAUGAUGUCUACGAAGUCAUCGCAUUGAAUGAAUGCUCAAAUGAUCAAAUAAACGCAUCAUCGUCAACCUUAAUAUCAACGAUGAAUAAUACUGCCACUCGCUUUGAACGGCAAGAUUUUGGCGACAAGAAAAUCGAAGUCGUCGGCUUGAGUACAACACAUAUGGCUACAAUUCAUAUCGGCUUUCGUGGCAUACGUAUUGCACAAUGCAAUCAUUUACGUAUUGAAUCAUUCGGUCCAAUGACUGCACAAAUGGACGGUGAACCAUUCUAUAUACCCGAUUCUUCUGCUUUCAAUAUCACCCAUGCGGGUCAAGUGUUGGUACUACGAAAUGAAAAUCGAUAA
This is a messenger RNA of Adineta ricciae, 3390 nucleotides long. The record is from the annotation of a GenBank genome assembly. NCBI's taxonomy places the organism in Eukaryota, Metazoa, Rotifera, Eurotatoria, Adinetida, Adinetidae.